AUGGCUUCGAUAUCAUUCCGUGAUAACAACCAUGGUCUCCAGAUUGGAGACAACCAUGGCUCGAUCAAUGCAGAGUUCCAUCUACCUGCGGAGCGACCGGAAACUCCACCCAUCCCGUUAUCGACUGUCCCAUUCGCGCGCGACCCGGACUUUGUCAGUCGCGACACGCUACUUGAUCGAAUCCACGAGAGAAGCUCAACCCUAGCCUCAAGGAUAGCGCUGGUCGGCCUCGGUGGUGUGGGAAAAUCGCAACUUGCCAUCGAAUAUUCCUACCGAAUCCGAACAAAAUCGCCAGAAACAUGGGUUUUCUGGGUUCACGCAAGUAACAAAGCCCGGUUCGAACAAAGUUUCCGUGACAUCGCGGACCAGCUCAAAAUCCCCGGUCGUCAGGAUCCUCAAGCAAAUAUAUUCAAACUCAUCGAGAACCACCUCCGGGAUAGCAAGAUGGAGAAAUGGAUCUGCAUCCUUGAUAAUGUGGAUGAUGAUAAGCUUCUUUGUUCCUUUUCGUCGGCAGACACAGUUGAUCCGACAGCAUCUACAUGGACUGCGUCGGCAAAACCUCUGUUGGAAUACAUUCCUAGAAGCCAACAUGGAUCUAUCAUUAUCACAAGCCGAUCUAGAGAGAUCGCGUUGAAAGUAGUCUCUGAUAAGAACAUCAUUGAAGUGCAACCGAUGGAAGAGUCGGAGGCGCUAGAGCUCCUCCAACGGACACUCAGACAACCUAGCGAAAGCUCGGAGUGUCAACACUUAGUGAAUGCGUUGGAGUUUACACCGCUAGCAAUAGUACAAGCCGCUAGCUGUAUCAGGAAUCGGGGACCUCGCUAUUCAGUCUCACAAUACCUGAAGGACUUUCAGGGGAGUGAUAAUCACGCAACAAAGCUUCUAGAGACCCAAGCAGGUCAUCUCUAUCGGGACUGGGAAGCAAAAAAUUCUAUCCUGGUAACGUGGCAUAUAUCGUUCGAUUAUAUACGCCAAACAAAACCAUCUGCAGCUAAAUUACUUUCUCUCAUGAGCCUUUUCGAUCGGCAGGGAAUACCAGAGAACCUAAUCCGUCAUCAGUCAAAUGCCAACUACACAUCGAAAGCAGGGCUUCUGGAUGACCUCUGGGACAGGGAGAUAUCCAAAUCUGAUGUAGACCCCGAUUUCGAAGAUGAUGUCAGUAUAUUGAGAAACUUUUCAAUCAUAUCUGUCAAUGAGGAUAACAAUUCCUUUACGAUGCAUCGGCUAGUGCAGUUGGCUACACGUGCAUGGUUAAAAUCUCAUGGAGAGCUGGAUCAAUGGAGAGAUAAAUCUAUUCUUAACCUCUGGGAGCAGUUUCCCACUGGAGAAUACGAGAAUUGGGCGAGGUGCCGGCCUCUCUUUCCUCAUGUCAAAUCAGCAAUGUUACAACGGCCAUCAUUGCUUACAUCCAUACAACAAUGGGCUAGGUUACUUUUCAGAGGCGCGUGGUAUGCGUUGAAAAGUGGUAACAUCGUCGAUGUGAGAGAAAUGGCAUCAAUAUCAAGGAAUGCAUUGGUAUCUAUUUUGGGUGACGAGCAUGAAGAAGUCCUUGACUGCACAGAUAUUUUGGCAACAGCAUACCUACAUGAGGGACAGUGGGACAAGGCCGAGGAACUUGAGGUGCAGGUAAUGGAAAUUCGCAGGACUAAGCUCGGCGAGAACCAUCCCUCUACGCUGUCAAGUUUGGCCAACCUGGCUUCGACAUACCGAAAGCAGGGCCGCUGGGAUGAGGCCGAACAAUUCGAAGUGCAAAUCAUAAAGGCUCGCAAGGCGAGUCUCGGUGAGGAGCAUUUUGAUACACUGUCAAGUAUGGUUAGCCUGGCAUCGACGUAUCGGAAGAAGGCCCGCUGGAAGGAAGCCGAGCAGCUCUUAGUGCAGGUAAUGGAGGCUCGUAGGAUGAGGCUCGGGGAGGGGCAUCCGGAUACACUAUCAAGUAUGGCUAACCUAGCAGCAACCUACCGGGACCAGGGCCGAUGGGAAGAAUCCGAGCAACUCUCAAUACAAGCAAUGAAGGCUCGCAAGAGUAGUCUCGGCGAGGAGCAUCCUUUAACCUUGACAAGUAUAGCCAACCUAGCAUGGACGUACCGAAAGCAGGGUCGGUCGGAGAAGGCCGAGCAGCUCCUAGUGCAGGUAAAGGACGCUCGUCACAGGAGGCUCGGCGAGGAUCAUCCCGAUACAUUGUCGAGCAUGGCUAGCCUGGCAGCUACCUACCGGGACCAGGGCCGAUGGGAAGAAUCCCAACAGCUUGACGUUCAGGUAAUGGAGGCUCGCAGGAGGAGGCUCGGUGAGCGUCAUCACUCUACGCUGUCGAGUAUGGCCAGCCUGGCAGCGACGUACCGCAAGCAGGGUCGGUCGGAUGAGGCCGAGAAACUGCUGGUGCAGGUGGUAGAGGCUCGCAAGACGAUACUCGGCGAGGUGCAUCCUGAUACACUGUCGAGCAUGGCCAGUCUGGCGUCAUUGUACCGAAAACAAGGCCGGGAGGAGGAGGCCGAGAAGUUUCUGGUGCACGUAAUAGAGAUUCGCAAGAGGAGGCUCGGCGAAUAUCACCCCUCGACACUGUCGAGUAUGGCAAGCCUGGCAUCGACGUACCGGAAGCAAGGCCUACUUGAUGAAGCUGAACAGCUCUUGGUGCAGGUUAUGGAGGCUCGCAAGACGAGGCUCGGUCAGGAUCACCCAGAUACGCUGUUGAGCAUGGCUAGUCUUGCUUUCGCCAGGAAGGAUUCAGGGCACAGUGCUCAGGCCAUUGACUUACUACGAAUUUGCGUAGUCAAGCGGAACCAAGUUCUAGGUUCCAAUCAUCCCCAAACGUUAGCAAGUUGUAAGACUUUGUUGGAUUGGGAAAGGAGCAGUUGA
Messenger RNA from Penicillium waksmanii, 2853 nucleotides. RefSeq lists its product as uncharacterized. The coding region runs from base 1 to 2853 and encodes 950 amino acids. Lineage: Eukaryota; Fungi; Ascomycota; Eurotiomycetes; Eurotiales; Aspergillaceae. The transcript has 3 exons. Gene Ontology annotation, cellular component: kinesin complex. The record is from RefSeq and is a predicted model, not a curated record. Gene Ontology annotation, molecular function: protein binding; ADP binding.